AUGUCGCUCAGACCCAAAUUUGCCAUUUUGGACGAUUAUCAAGGCAUCGCUCGUUCACAUUUCACACAUCUUGACGACCGAGUCGAAAUGGUCUGUUUCCCCGAGACACUGGACCCGCGUGAUCCCGUUCAACAGGAGGCCCUCAUCAAACGCCUAGAAUCGUUCGAUAUCAUUCUUGCCAUGCGAGAGCGAACUCCAUUCUCCGCAUCCACCAUUGCCGCUCUACCAAAAUUGAAGCUUUUACUGACAACCGGCACCCGCAAUCUCGCGCUCGAUCUUGACGCAUUCACGAAGCAAGGCGUUACAGUGGCCGGCACAGAGGGACGACCGCCGGGCGUCAACUCUACCGUUCAGCAUACGUGGGCACUAAUCCUCGCACUGGCACGCCAUAUCGCUCGAGAUGACGCGGCCAUCAAAGCCGGUGGAUGGCAGGGAUCGCUGGGUAUGGGUCUUUCAGGAAAGACGCUGGGCCUCCUAGGUUUGGGGAAAUUGGGCUCUCAGGUCGGCAAGAUUGCGGUUCAGGCAUUUGGCAUGCGGGUGCUUGCCUGGUCGACGAAUUUGACUCAACAGAGGGCCGAUGAACUAGCACUCGCCCAAGAUCUACCAUCGGGCAGUUUCAUCGUGGCUUCCUCCAAGGCUGAGUUCUUCACAGAAUCAGAUCUGAUCUCGAUUCAUAGCGUUCUGUCAGAUCGUAGUCGGGGUAUCGUUGGAGCCGGGGAGCUGGCACAGAUGAAGCCUCACUCGUUGAUCAUCAAUACGUCGCGGGGACCCUUGAUCGACGAGCAAGCUUUACUCGAGACUCUUCAAAUGGGCGGAAUUCGAGGCGCUGCGCUGGACGUGUUUGACCAGGAGCCGUUGCCCUUGAAUAGUGUCUGGCGCACCACGCCCUGGGGACAGCAGGGGCGCAGCGAGGUGCUCCUAUCUCCACAUAUGGGCUACGGAGAGGAAGACCUUUUGCAUGGCUGGUAUAAGGAGGUGGCCGAAAAUGUGGAACGAUGGCUAAACGGACAAGAGCCCUUGCGGAGGUUGAAUUGA
Messenger RNA from Penicillium diatomitis, 1035 nucleotides. Its product is annotated as D-2-hydroxyacid dehydrogenase family protein. The transcript has 2 exons. NCBI's taxonomy places the organism in Eukaryota, Fungi, Ascomycota, Eurotiomycetes, Eurotiales, Aspergillaceae. Bases 1 to 1035 code for a protein of 344 amino acids. Gene Ontology annotation, molecular function: oxidoreductase activity, acting on the CH-OH group of donors, NAD or NADP as acceptor; NAD binding. The record is from RefSeq and is a predicted model, not a curated record.